Limanda limanda (common dab) is the source of this 1920-nucleotide messenger RNA. RefSeq names its product RNA polymerase II elongation factor ELL2-like. Gene Ontology annotation, cellular component: transcription elongation factor complex. Gene Ontology annotation, biological process: positive regulation of transcription elongation by RNA polymerase II; snRNA transcription by RNA polymerase II; transcription elongation by RNA polymerase II. The record is from RefSeq and is a predicted model, not a curated record. Gene Ontology annotation, molecular function: cis-regulatory region sequence-specific DNA binding. The coding region runs from base 1 to 1782 and encodes 593 amino acids. The transcript is spliced from 12 exons. Lineage: Eukaryota; Metazoa; Chordata; Actinopteri; Pleuronectiformes; Pleuronectidae.
AUGGCUUCUCUCAGGCAGGAGCAGCUCUACGGGCUCUGCAGCCGGGGCGGCUCCGGCAGGACGCUGCUCCACGUCAAGCUGACGGACACGGCUCUCCGAGCUCUGGAGGCUCACCAGAACCUCAAGGGAACUUUGCCAAAUCAACCAUCCAUUUGUUUCAAAGGAAACCAAGGGUACAUCAAGAUCCCAGCUCCCACAGAGGAGUCGGUGUCUGCUCUUCGCAUCUUCUCCUUCUACUUAUCCAGCGACAGCAAAGACCAGCCUCAGGCUAGCUUUGACUGCAUCCAUCAGUAUGUCUCAAGUGAUGGCCGCGAGCAGCUGGAAGGUCAGGGUGUCAUCCAGGACAAGAUCACCGUGUGUGCCACAGAGGACUCCUACCAGGUGACCCGCGAGAGGAUGUCCCAGGUGGAGAAGGACAGCUGGAGUCGCUCCGCCAUAGAGAUCAAACCUGGAGCCACACAUCCAAGUAAAUGCAUCAAGUUCCACAAGAGGUCAGCUCCUUCUACGCCAGACAGCAGCCUCUUUAAGCAGUCCACCAACAACCAAAGGAACGGCGGACCAGCCACGCCGACCCAGAAGCCCCUGAGGGAACGCAUUAUCCACCUGCUGGCUCUGAAACCCUACAGGAAACCAGAGCUGCUGCUGUGGCUCGACAGAGAGCGAGCCGGACCCAAGGACAAGGUCGAGCUCAGUCCUAUACUGGAGGAGGUGGCUAAAGUGAAUCCCAAAGACAGCAGCUACCUUCUAAGGGACGACUUCUACAAGCACGUGCAGAGGGACUGGCCCGGCUACAGCGAGGAGGAGAGGCAGCUGAUCAGCAGGCUGCUGGCCAGGAAAUUGCAGCCGCAGAUUAGCAAUCAUUUAAGAAGUCUUCAAGCAAACGCGUCGACACCUAAGACCUCAGAGGAUUCGACACUACAUCAGAGCACAGUAAAAAAUCCUACAAUGAAACGCCCUGUGCCUUCUGACUCACUGGAAAGGCUCGCUGCCAAGAGACAAAAACUUGUGGACCAGAGGUUGCACCAACAAACACAUAACAAUGCAACUCCCACCCUCAACCACAGCUUCCACACAAAGACUGAGUUUCAAGGGACAACUAACCAUACUGGUAAACAGAACGCCUCACCGGGGGGCCACAGCAGCUUUCCUGCAGCCCACAAACUGUGUAGCACCUCCGACACACCUGUGUCAGAGCGCAGGGAGCAUGGACCCAAAGGAAGCGACCGCCUGCCACCGCAGGGCGACUCUGACGGCGCUCACCAGCAGCUCUCUACCUGCCAGAACAGAAAGAAGAAGUCUAAAAAGCACAAAGACAAAGAGCGGGAGAGGCUAAAAGACACACAGGGACUUAACUGGUUGGAGACGAGUCCUGAUCUUAAGCAGAAGCCGGAAACACUUGAAAAUCUUACCAUCACACAAACUGUGGCCUCUGAGGAGAAGCCGGAUUAUGUUCUCACCUACAGCCCCAUAAUAAGUUUAGAGCAACGUGAGAGAUACCAGGAAGAUUUCUGCGAGGAGUACGAUGAGUACAAAGACCUCCACUCUCGCAUCGCCACCAUAACUCGCAUGUUUGUUCAGCUAGGGUCCAAGAUCAAGAGCCUGUCCCCGGGCACACCGGACUAUAAGAUCAUGGAAGACCAAAUACUAGAAAAGUACAACAAAUAUCGAAAGAAGUUCCCAGGCUACCGGGAGGAGAAGAAACGCUGCGAGUAUCUCCAUGAAAAACUGUCCUACAUCAAACAGCUCAUCAUAGACUAUGAUGUCUCUCAGGUUAUUUCGUAGCAAACAGGCUUUCUGUCGACUGCGGAGUUUUUUUUAUUGGAGACCCUUCUUUGCAUAAACAUCAGCACACGAAGCAUUUAUACCUGAGGGGGAUAGAAGAGGACUUGUUUCUUCAGGGACCACGAAUGAUGCUGUGAG